Messenger RNA from Penicillium brevicompactum, 1794 nucleotides. RefSeq lists its product as uncharacterized. The transcript has a single exon. The record is from RefSeq and is a predicted model, not a curated record. Lineage: Eukaryota; Fungi; Ascomycota; Eurotiomycetes; Eurotiales; Aspergillaceae. The coding region runs from base 1 to 1794 and encodes 597 amino acids.
AUGCUUGUCCUUCCUAUCCACAGGAUACUUAUCACGAUCCUCUUUUUACUCAUAUGUGCCGCGGCCGACACCUCUAGCGAUGCAUCAGACUCAUCACUGCUCAACAUGGUCCCGGACUGCGCAAGGGACUGUGUGGACAGUUUCAUCAAAUCAGAGUACACACCCGAAGAAUGCACGUCGCCUUCGAAUGUCAAAUGCCUCUGUCGAACCAAAACGCAAGAUGGAUUUACGCUGGGAGAAGCAGCUCUAAGUUGUGUACUGUCUAUGUGCUCCGAAGAAGUCAAAGCGGACUCUAAAGCAUAUCAUAUCUGUGACUCGGUAUCGGGAGCGAUACCCAAAACACAUAAGACCAUCACUGGAACUGUGUUCUCGGAUAUGAGUACGACGAUGGCCGCAGAUGCAACGACAACCGCAGAUGCAACGACAACCAACUCCGUCAUGAGCUCUGCGAGCACUUCGGAGGCACCUCUGACAACUUCAACGUCUACCUCAACAACAACGUCAGCCUCGACUACCUCCAGCCAAACCUCUGAGACUAAGUCAUAUGACACUACGUCCUCAAGUUUUCAAGCCGAGCCAACAGCAUCUGCAGAGCAAGACCCCUUGGCUUCAAGUGGCGCAUCGGAGGAUACAAACAAGAAGGGUGAUCAUUCGAUCAGCCCUGGCGCAGUCAUUGGAAUUUCCGUGGCAUCAGGCGUGGCAGGCGCAUUUCUUGUUGUCGUCGCUGUGGUGUUUUGCUGCAAGAGAUGGCGAAAGCAACACCGUAGCCAGUCAGAUCCACACCAUUUUGAAAUUGGAGGAGCUAUGUCUGAGCCUGUUGAUUUUACGAAACCAAUGCCACGACUCCCAACCCCUAGCUCGGGACCGAGUUCACUACACGACCAAGCAAAUGAACAUGGGCCAUCGCAACAGCGCCAUGCUUCCCAACAAAUGAGGUCACUUGCAAAUAUGCAAGCGGAAUCACCUUACUCGCCCCACCUUGCUACAAUCUCGCAUGGCCACCAAAGCAAAAGAUCAAGAGAAGAACGAAUAGGAUUCGCUGUCAGCUCCGACUCGGACUGGGAGGCCUCACCGCGCACCCAGUCGUCACAGCAUAGCGUGGCACGCCUGCUCCCGGAUCCAACAGCAGGACUGUAUCCGAAGCCAUUGAAAUGGACUCAUCGACCUGUCAGCGGAGAUACUCUGUUUGAAGAGGACGAGAGUCAGCAAACUGUAGCAAUGAUGCAGGACAACACUCCGAGACUAGGAGCUCAACCUCGACUGGCAGGGCUCCCACCAAACCCUCGUGCUUUCAUAGAAACCCCGGAAGGAUUCAAGCGAAGAUCGGGUCCAAGAACCCUCGCAUCACCGUUCAAUCCCAACUUAGCCUACAAAGCCUCCUCGUCUGAAAGCAGCGCUGCUCCUGACAACUCAUUCGACAAAUCAAACAACACCUCAAGCCACGCGAACCCUAUCCAAGCUCAAUCCCAACAAACACUCUUACCGCCAGACACCGAGAUGAUCAGCCGCCCCCGCAUUGUCCGGGCCGAGGACAUCAAACGCGUACAGAUCCGCAGCAGCCCUCGCCAACCCGAAGUAGUCGCCCCUUAUUGCCCUGAAGAUCUAUGGCUCGAGCGGGGACGAAAUGACAAUCGUGAAUCACAAGGAGAACUACCCUAUCCGUCUGAUGUCCAUCCCGGUGCAGUGGAUUACCCUAAUAGUCCGAAAAAGAAGGCCACAAAUCGGGUUUCGCCUACAAGUCGGAAUUUGACGCCUUCAAGACGAGGGGAUGACCUAAUCCUGAGAGUCGAUUGA